Molecule: messenger RNA, 3090 nt
Organism: Paramisgurnus dabryanus
Lineage: Eukaryota; Metazoa; Chordata; Actinopteri; Cypriniformes; Cobitidae
Source: RefSeq, a predicted model, not a curated record
GGAGCCCCAGGGGCCCCUAGCUCGGCUCUCCACCCUGAAGACAAGCAGAACAUCUAAAAUACAAACCGGAGACCGCCUGAAGUCACCAUAUGACAGGUCUUUGCAGUAACUACGAUCUGAGUGCGACUCAAUACCGACACGUUAAAAGUUUUCUUAAACCAGAAAACAAAAGAGCGGUGAGCGCUUCAGUGCAGAGACAGACCCUGCAUACGCUGUAAUGGGUUAGUACGUGUUUCAGAUAUUUAUUCAACCACCCGACGAAUGCACCUACAAACGCCUCCUGUUGUGACAUUGCUACGUACAAGAGGUGGGAAUUCUGUGCGAUAAGCUACCGUAUCACAGGUAUGGAGGAAAAUGAGUCGGCGCACAAAGCUCAGCAGACAGAACGUCGUUCUUUAGUAAUAAAAGCUGAGAAAGGGGAGGCGACACCGCAGCGGGAGAGCUUGGGGGACCUCCCAACAGGCGAAGAGGAUGUAACCAAUGGUCUCACGCCUCAUGAUAUCCAAGAAAGUCAAAAUAGUUCUCUAUGCUUCCCAGGAACCAGCUACUGGUGUGUCUCAGAGAGUACAGAUUCUCCUUUGCUUCUGUCUCCUGUUCCAGGGCCAUCGAUGCAGGAUCCCCCUCCCGUAAAACACACACCUGGGAGAGACCACCGGCGCUAUUACCAUGAGUACUGGCGCAGCGAGUACCUCAUGGAUUUUGACCGGCAAAAUCAGGGGAUGAUAUGCAUGGUGUGCGGCAGCUCGUUGGCAACCCUGAAGUUGAGCACCAUCAAGAGACACAUCAGACAGAGGCACCCGUACUCUCUGCUUUGGAGUGAGUCGGAUAAAGAUGUGAUCAGGUCAGGCUGGGAGAGUCACUUGAGUCUGGAGAACAACCAGAGGCUAAUAUGCCCUGAUCCAGAGAAUGCCCCAGAAUCAGAAGAGAUGCUAAAUGUUGAAAGCCAUUCCACAGGCAAAUCUGGAAGUAAUGUUACUCCAGCUCCCCCGUCCCAGUCUGGGUUCAGCCAAGUCCCUCCCUCUCCUCUUGCUUCUUCGGCCCAGGAGCUCCCAGGUCCCACAGCUCAGGUGUUGGAGCGCUACCUGAACGAUACGUUGCAUGCAUGGUUCCGUCAGGAGUUCCUCAUGGAAUACCAGGCAGAGGCAGGUCGUCUAGUAUGCAUGGUAUGCAGCUGUCUGUUGCCUUCACUCCACCUGGAUCACAUUAAGAGUCACGUGCUGGAUCUGCAUCCAAAUUCUCUACUAUACAGCGCUGAGGAAAAGCACUCCAUCCUGCAGAACUGGGCCAGGACACACGAUUUAGAGUUUUUACAAGAUGUUAAAUUGGAGCAGCAGAACUGGGGCAACGAAGAAAGCAUAAAUGGACAAUCACAGUUUUUUCCUAUGGACAUGGAUCCCACCCAGAAUAACUUAGGGAGUUACUCAAGAGGAGAUGAGAAUCCAUCAGAUGCUGACCAGAGACCUCAGUCUUUACCUCACCGCUUCCCCAGAAGGAGACGCCUGAAAUACGGCAGCCCCUGGCGUCUCCGGCUGGAUUAUUUAGUGGCGUAUGGUCCUCCGGAUAAUCCAUGCUGCUACUGUAUGGUGUGUUCUGAGCAUCUGCCUGUGCCAAGGGUCAGUAACUUCCGUAAGCACAUUCAGGCGUGCCAUCCAGAAACAAGUGGCCUCAGCCGUAUUGAGAAAGAUGCUGUGAUCAGGGCCUGGACAAAAGAGGAGAAAAUCCACUCUGCUGCGCCGAAGGAGGAUACCCUGCACAGUGGAACUGCAGAUGUGAACACUCUUAUUAAUGCACAAGCUUCACCUGUAAAAAUCACAGAGCAAGGAGACAUCAAAACAGAAGAAGACAAGAGCACAAAUAUUACACCCUCAACACAGACCACAGGGCGGAACAGGCACUAUCCGGGUAAGGACCAGCGGCGGAAUUAUCAGGCGCACUGGCGGAUGGACUUCCUUAUGGAUUACGACUGCAGGAGGCACGGACUGAUCUGCAUGGUGUGUGGUGCUACGCUCGCUACGCUUAAGGUCAGCACUAUCAAAAGACAUGUCCUGCAGGUGCACCCUCACUCACUGGACUUCAGCCCAGAAGAAAAGCAGCUGGUCCUGCUUAGCUACAGCAAGAUCUCCCUGCAUUUACAUUCUGAUGACUGUUUUUCAGGAUCAAACCACAGCCAUAAAGAAAAUGCUAAUGCUAAUGUAAAUACGGGAUUAACUUCAAAUCAGAGCACUUAAUUAAAAGAAAGAGGUAGGGAUGUGUUUUUGACAUCCUGUUUUUUGUUUCCUUCACUCAGGAAGUUUGCAGCAGCAUUUAAGAAAUGUUUGUUUUGGGAAAAUAGUUCAAGGAUAAUUAAAAGUGAAUAAAAAAACUGAAAUGCUUGAUAAGUUUGAAAGGUUUAUUUAUGCACAUCAAUCACUUUUCACAAUGAAAUGAAGAACAACCCGUGUCACAUAGAAUUUAAAAUGCUUCCAACUAGGAAUUUUUCUGUACUGAAAGGAAGCUCUUAUAUGGUAUGUAUGACAUAGAUGUUUGAGUCGUGCACUUAUUUACAGAAUUUAAAGGGGACCUGUCAUGCCUUUUAGGAAGUUUUGCUUUUGGCAAGUACUAGAGUAGAUGUUCAUACUUGACUGUUCAAGAAUACUUUAUUCAUCACAUAUUUUACAAUAUUGGAAGCACACUCAGCAAGUGUGUAAAAGCUGUGCAGUGUGUAAACCUCACUCUGUGUUAAAGCAUCUAACUACCAUGCUGGACCGUUACCUUCACACCGCCACCGGCGAGAUUGUCAGAGUAGCCGGAAGUCAUUCAUUUUCAAUGAGAACCGGUGGGAACCCCAUCGAGCAGCGACGUGGUGCGUCAUGUACGGUGUGAGCAUUGAGAAGAGCUGAAAUCAACUCAACUUUAUGGUAAUGAGCUAUAAAGCGGUUCAGCGGCAACCAAUCGGAAGGCGGAAACGUUCGGCAGCAACCAAUCGGAAGGCAGAAACCUCCCCUUGAGAGGAUUACAAAGAAUGCAUUCGAGCGUCAGAUGGUCCACUACACCUUUUGAAUAGCAUCGUUAAUAGGGCAGCCAGAGCUUUUACUGACUCUUUUGCUGGUG